GCAGAGAGAGGGUGGAGGACACUGAAUGGAGGCCAGUGGAGGGAUUGGCAGAGAGGGGUGGAGGACACUGAGUGGAGGCCAGUGGAGGGAUUGGCAGAGAGGGGGUGGAGGACACUGAAUGGAGGUCAGUGGAGGGAUUGGCAGAGGGGGUGGAGGACACUGAGUGGAGGCCAGUGGAGGGAUUGGCAGAGGGGGGUGGAGGACACUGAGUGGAGGCCAGUGGAGGGAUUGGCAGAGAGGGGUGGAGGACACUGAAUGGAGGCCAGUGGAGGGAUUGGCAGAGAGGGGUGGAGGACACUGAGUGGAGGCCAGUGGAGGGAUUGGCAGAGGGGGGUGGAGGACACUGAGUGGAGGCCAGUGGAGGGAUUGGCAGAGGGGGGUGGAGGACACUGAGUGGAGGCCAGUGGAGGGAUUGGUAGAGGGGGGUGGAGGACACAGAACGGUUGGUAA
Molecule: messenger RNA, 450 nt
Organism: Staurois parvus
Lineage: Eukaryota; Metazoa; Chordata; Amphibia; Anura; Ranidae
Source: the annotation of a GenBank genome assembly